Molecule: messenger RNA, 582 nt
Organism: Rhodotorula toruloides NP11
Lineage: Eukaryota; Fungi; Basidiomycota; Microbotryomycetes; Sporidiobolales; Sporidiobolaceae
Exons: 3
Coding region: 1-582 (193 amino acids)
Source: RefSeq, a predicted model, not a curated record
AUGCCAUACUCCGAGCCGUAUACCGAUACCUCCCGCCUCCGACCGCCGACCCGCCGGCCUUGCGUACAGCUCGGCGUCCCGCUCUACCCCGACCAUUUCCUCUUCCUCGUCCAACUCCUCCUCGAGAUCGACUACCCCAUUUGGUAUGGCGAAUUCGAGGAGCUCUACUGUCAAGUCAGCGGGCUGGAAAGAGCGGCGGAGGAUGUGUUCGAUACAAUCGGCUCGAAGGUGUACUCUCCGCCUGAAGCAUUGACGGCAUUGCAGGGCGACCCGGCGCAACUAUGGAAGUACAGGAACUUUGCAAUGCCCGCCUUCCUCCGCCGACGCUUCAUCCACACCAAAUACGAUGGGCCGGUGCUCGACGCCUGGACCUACGAGAACACGCAAGUCCAGGCACCGUCAAUUGAAGAUGAAGAACCGCUGCGCCUCGACAAUGGCGUCGUCAUCGACCUCCGGCGUCAAUUCCGAGAGUAUGACGCCGCGUCCGACCCCGUCCGCCAGCUGCAACGCGCGCUCGUUCCAAGCGCCGGGCUCUUGUUCCGCCACAGCAGCUCACCGGCGGUCCAGCCCGGGCAGGCGUAA